Molecule: messenger RNA, 1282 nt
Organism: Olea europaea var. sylvestris
Lineage: Eukaryota; Viridiplantae; Streptophyta; Magnoliopsida; Lamiales; Oleaceae
Exons: 6
Coding region: 1-894 (297 amino acids)
Biological process (GO): protein transport
Source: RefSeq, a predicted model, not a curated record
AUGGAGGCUGAAUAUUUCAUAGAUGUGGGAGAUUCAGGAAGUUUUGACUCUGUCAUGGGGGCUUACAUUUUUCUCCAUGGACAUAGUAUUGAAAGUGAAAAGAUGAAGGAUCACUUACACCCUGAAGUAUGGGUUUCAUAUAAUAUUAUAUCACUGAAUCUUGUUUCCAAGGUUCUUUACGAUACUCUGAAUUUUUUCUACUCAUCGAAGUUUAAAGAUGCUUUUUCCCUUUUGUUAAACAGGGAAUGUCCUGCAGAGUUGCAGGAAGCAGUUGCAAGCAUAAUCUUUGCUGCCCCCAGAUGUUCAGAUUUGCCAGAUCUAUUACAUGUCAGAAAUUUGUUUGCUGCUAAAUAUGGAAAAGAAUUCAUAUCGGCUGCGUCUGAACUUCGCCCUGAUACUAGUGUCAAUCGUACAAUAAUUGAGAAACUAUCAGUGAGUGCUCCGUCGUCUGAAGUAAAGCUCAGUACGCUGAAAGAAAUUGCAGCAGAAUUUAAUGUGAAUUGGGACUCUUCUAAAACUGAAAUAGAAUUCAGUAAAAAAUCGGAGGAUCUUCUGAAUGGACCAAAGCAAAUAGCUGCACCUCCUCAAGUAUAUUCGAGGCUGGAUACUAGAGAAGACCAACCCAAUCAAGAACAUUCUACAGCUUCCACAAAUGGUAAACAAGGGGACCGGUACUUUCAAUCUUUCACACCUUUGGUAGCUCCGAGUAGAAUUGAACCAUUAAUCAAGGAUCAUAAUGUGAAACCAAUCACUGAAACCAAGGACACAAAUUCAGAUGUGUUGUUAAGGGCUCGCACUGCCAUUGCAGCAGCAGAGCGUGCAUCAGCUGCUGCUCGUGCAGCCGCUCAGUUGGUAAAUCUCAACUUUAGCUCAUCGAAGGUCGAGAAACAGUAGAUUUGUCUGAAUUUAUUUAUCUUGAUUGAGCAUGAAACAUCCGAAUUUCAGUUGUAUCACUGAGCAUUACAGAUUCAGAAUCAGUUUUAUUAUCAACUGGAAGGAGAUUAUUGUGCAUAGGUUUCAAGCUCUAGAAAUGGUUGAGACCCGAGUCCUAGAUAGUGUAAACAUUGGAGAUUAUGCAAUUUAUAUGUCUGUCACAGUUUGCCUGGAGUCUAGCUUUUGUGAUUUGGUUUUUACAUUUGAAGGGUGCAGAAUCAUUUGUACUAUGCAACGAGUGCAUUUUACUUCAUCUUUUAUUCUCUGAGAGCUACUCAGUUGUUCUACUACUACUACUACUUUCAAAUAAAAGCACCCAAUGUCUAUAACAUUCCUGAUAUUUCAAUCA